Messenger RNA from Notolabrus celidotus (New Zealand spotty), 2146 nucleotides. It is a transcript of the gene actr10, whose product is annotated as actin related protein 10. The record is from RefSeq and is a predicted model, not a curated record. Gene Ontology annotation, biological process: retrograde axonal transport of mitochondrion. The transcript is spliced from 13 exons. Lineage: Eukaryota; Metazoa; Chordata; Actinopteri; Labriformes; Labridae. Bases 151 to 1404 code for a protein of 417 amino acids.
AUGUGACGUCAUUACGUUUUUGAGGACCCAGCCCAACCCAACCGGAAGACAACAGAUUCUUUUUUUUAUCUUAUUGAGACGAUGCAAAUUUGCUACUGUCAAGGCUGAAUACUAACAAUAUUCUCGCCCAAAGGGAUACUAAUUAUUAAAAUGCCCUUAUUUGAUGGGUUGGGAAGUGGAGGAGAGAAGACUGCGAUCGUCAUUGACUUAGGAGCAGCAUUCACAAAAUGUGGCUUUGCAGGGGAAACGGGGCCCAGGUUCAUAAUUCCGAGCGAGAUCCGGAAACCGGGACAGCAACAGGCCACCAAAGUUGUUCAGUACAACAUCAACACAGAAGAGCUUUAUGUCAUCCUCAAAGAGUUUAUCCAUUUGUUGUACUUCAGGCACCUGCUGGUGAACCCUCGAGACAGAAGAGUGGUCAUCAUCGAGUCCAUCCUCUGCCCAUCUCACUUCAGAGAGACGCUCACCAAGGUUUUCUUCAAACAGUUUGAGGUGCCCUCAGUUCUGUUUGCUCCAAGUCAUCUCAUGGCCAUCAUGACUUUGGGCAUCAACUCUGCCCUGGUGAUGGACUGCGGCUACACAGAGACUCUGGUCCUGCCUGUUUAUGAGUGCACUCCUAUUCUGCCAGCCUGGGAAGCUUUGCCGUUGGGAGGGAAAGCCAUCCAUAAGGAAUUAGAUGCUCUUCUUGUGGAGCAGUGCACUGUGGACACAGACACCACCACCGGCCAGAGUGUACCAGCUGCCAUCGGGACCAUCCCAGAGGAGAUUGUGGAGGACAUAAAGGUGCGAACAGGCUUCGUCAGUGACCUGCAGAGAGGUCUCAAGAUCCAAGAAGCCAAGUUUAACCUGGAUGGUACGGCAGAGCGUCCAGCUCCUCCUCCAGACGUGGACUACCCUCUGGAUGGUGAGAAGAUCCUGCACGUCAAAGGAUCGAUCAGGGACUCUGUGAUGGAGAUCCUGUUUGAGCAGGACAAUGAAGAGAAGAGUGUGGCCUCUCUGAUACUUGAUGCCCUGGUCAAGUGCCCCAUUGACGCACGCAAAGUGCUCUCAGAGAACCUGGUGGUGAUUGGAGGCACAGCCAUGCUGCCGGGCUUCAUGCACCGUCUGCUGGCAGAGUUACGCCUCCUGGUGGAGAAACCCAAGUACAGCGAAGUGCUGGCCAGCAGGAGCCUGCGUAUACACUCUCCACCUGCAAAGCCCAACUGCACUGCCUGGCUUGGAGGUGCCAUCUUCGGGGCGCUGCAAGACAUCCUGGGCAGCAGGUCGGUGUCUCGGGAUUAUUACAACCAGACAGGACGCAUCCCAGACUGGUGCUGCCUGAGCUCUCCUCCUCCUGAAUCCUUCUAUGAAGCAGGAAAGACCCCUCCUCCGCUCAUGAAGAGAGCGUUCUCCACAGAGAAGUAGAACAUGCUGGAACAUAACUCAGUGUCCUCUACCUAAAAGAACAGUCCAGUAAUCCUAAAUGAAACCUCUAAACACAAAGCUUGUUCAUAUGUUAACUACACAAACAGCUCUAGAUGUUUGAAAUGUCUCUUAGUCACACCUACGUUUUAUAUGCACAUGUUGUGGACAGUUGGCUGAUCAGGUGUCUUGGUUUCUGAUCUCAACAGACAGAACAGAUUAAUUAUGGCGGUAGAAUUAAUAUUCAACGAGGAUUACAGUAUUUCAAAUAGUGUCAGUGCUACGUGCAGCUGUGUUUACUGUUUCAUGUCAAGUUUCAUUAAGGAAGACACCGAACCAUUAUGUGUUUAUUCACAUGUCUUCAUUUUGGAUUUUGUUUGCAGAUGAACUGAUAACAAAUUACAUACAUCGGAAAUGUUUCAAGUGAUAACAAAGUCAAGCUUAAUCCAUCUUUUUGUUUCAAUGUCCCAUGGAAUUUGAUAACAAAGUUAUUUAUUUAUUGGUUGGAUGUUGGAUGCCCUGUAUACUCACCCAGGUGUUCUGUUAUUCAAUGUUUUAAACAGCCUAUCAUGAUUCAGCAGGGUGAAGGUGUCCUGGGAGUUUUUAUUGACCAAACUCUGAUGCACUCCACCUCAGUUUUUCCAACAUGACAAGUGUUGUUUUAAACAUCGCCGACAUGAUGCCAUCUUGCUCUGUACCUUUGAAUUCAGUUAUUACAACAAAUAAAUAUUCAGAAUUCAAUCAA